Impatiens glandulifera is the source of this 948-nucleotide messenger RNA. Its product is annotated as cancer-related nucleoside-triphosphatase. Lineage: Eukaryota; Viridiplantae; Streptophyta; Magnoliopsida; Ericales; Balsaminaceae. The transcript has 6 exons. The coding region runs from base 68 to 646 and encodes 192 amino acids. The record is from RefSeq and is a predicted model, not a curated record. Gene Ontology annotation, molecular function: ATP hydrolysis activity.
GGAAAAGACUCGGCGGCUCACAGCAAAGCAAUUUAACAGGUGAGAGAGAAGAUGAAGGGGAGAAAAGAUGGCUGUUCCAGGAAAAUGCUUCCUUCUCACUGGUCCUGCAGGCGUCGGCAAAUCAACUCUAAUCAUUAAAAUUCUCGAGAGCCUAAGAACUACUCAGCCCUCUUUGAAUAUUAAAGGCUUCUACACUCGUGAGAUUAGAGAAGGAAGCGAGAGAGUUGGCUUUGAAGUGGUUACAUUAGAUGGCCGAACCGCUCCUCUUUCUUCCACAAAUAAUUCUAGCCCAGAGUCUGUACGAUGGCCAACAGUUGGAAGAUACAGAGUUGAUGUAGCAUCAUUUGAAUCAUUGGCAUUGACUCAACUGCAGGUUAAGGAAGAUACUGAUCUUUUCAUAAUUGAUGAAAUUGGUAAGAUGGAGUUAUUCAGUGCUUCCUUCUUCCCAGCUGUGCUAAAGGUUCUUGAAUCCAAUAUUCCACUACUAGCCACGGUUCCCAUCCCAAAAAGUGGUCGUGAUAUUCCUGGAGUUGCUAGGGUGAAGAAUCAUCCGGGAGCAACCAUUUUCAGUGUGACAACCGCCAACAGAGACACGAUGAAGGAACAGGUUUACUCUGCAUUGCUAGCUGCGAUGAGAAAGAAUUAAAUUAAUUUUGUGGUCGUGGAAGAAGACACGCACUCGUCCUGCAUUUUGAAAUCCAGAGUCAUGUGCAUAUGAGAAAUGAUGGUCCUUCAGUCAGUCACUUUGGAACUAUGUAAGAAGGUGAUUGUCUAGAUUUUUAUUUUGAUAGUUUUCAUCUUAAUUUGUACCAUCAUUAUGAGUUCCAUCUUCUCUUAUAUAUAUUAUAUAUAAUGAAUUAAUAUCCAAUCUUAGUUCAAAGGAUAGAGCAAGCCAGAUUGAUUAUAACCCUUUUGUUUUUGUUCCCCUCCUAUAUUAAAUAGGGAGUU